Iphiclides podalirius (scarce swallowtail) is the source of this 1473-nucleotide messenger RNA. NCBI's taxonomy places the organism in Eukaryota, Metazoa, Arthropoda, Insecta, Lepidoptera, Papilionidae. The record is from the annotation of a GenBank genome assembly.
AUGGAAGAUCUUAAACAUUCUAUUAUACAGUACAAUGAACAAUUACAGUUAGUUAAUAACGCCCUCGCGAUAGCCCAAGACGAUAUUGAACGAGAAUCAUUGCUUGCACUCCAAUCGGAUGUACAACAAUUGAUUCAACUCACACAGGAUAGCUUGGAUGCAAAACAGAAUGACGCAAAUGAGAGAAGUUCUAGGAACUUCGGAUCAAAUGACACAAGCCAGCUGGAUCAAGAAUAUGCUUUAUUUAUGCAAGAAAUGUCUGAAACAGAAGCACAUAAUACAGAAAUAAAUGCAAGUAACUCCAGAAGUGUUAAAGAUGAAGGACAAAUACAAAGUGAAGAUGAAAACAGUGAUAUAGAGGAUGAACUAGCUUCAUUAUUGGGUAUGAAAUGUGCAGUAUAUCACACUCAUAAAUGGGGUGGGCAGCCAAGUCUCCACAAUGCCAUGGUCAGCAGUAUUGAGCCCCGGCAAAAUGAUGAUCAGUUUAAUGACCUUCAGGUCCGUGUCUUAUUCACACAUCCAACUCAUGCAGAAAUGCUGCCAUGUCCAUACUUUCUUGAUGGUGAAUGCAAAUUCACUGAUGAUCAAUGUAGGUAUUCUCAUGGCUCAGUAGUUAAAUUGUCAAUUUUAAAAGAAGCAAUAGAACCCAAUUUUGAGGCUAUAAAAGUGGGAAGUAGAAUAUUGUUCAAGUUGAAACCACCAGACAAUGAGAAUGUCAAUUUGGUAAAGAAAAGCAUAGAAAAAUAUAAUUUGUGGCACUUAGCUGUUGUAAAAAGUGUAGAUUUUGAGACAAAAACUUGUAUAGUCAAGUUAGAACAUGGAUUGAGUAGUGGAGAAAAGAGAAAAAUUGUAGCAGAAGAGUUCUAUUUAUCAUUUGAAGAAAUCUUUCCCCUUAGUUCUGAAAACACCGAAGAUUACAAAUCUGAUGAUAGCCUUAGUGACACAGAGUAUCCAGAAAGUAAAUCAUGUCAUUUGGAUGGAGACAGUGAGAAGUGCGAUUUAUUGGUUGAAAAGAUUCCACAAAAUAGUGGCCCGGCCAUAGGCGAAUGGGAAAGGCAUACAAGAGGUAUCGGGUCGAAGUUGAUGCUGUCUAUGGGCUAUGUGCCCGGCACCGGGUUGGGAGCUGCAGGAGACGGCAGGAUACAGCCGGUUGAGGCCCAAGUACUGCCCGUCGGCCGCGGCCUCGACCAUUGCAUGGACAUCUCGCGAAGACUCGCCUCCAAGGACCCCAUCAAGGUGGGGCAGAAGCUGAAAAGACUACAGAGAAGAGAAGAAGAUAGAAAUAAGCGAGCUUAUGAACGCGAGAAAGAACGUGAAAGAAGAAACGUUUUUAAUUUCCUCAACAGAACUUUAGGUGACACAAAUAUCAACCCAGAAUCUUCAUCAGGAAGUCAAACAACGGACUAUAAGCAGUCAAAUGCAGUGGGCACCCGCAUAGUAACAGACGUAGUUUUUCGGGAAACUAUUUUAACA